CUACUCCCACCUCCCCCUCCGGCGUCAGUGACGUGCACUUUGAGAGCGGGACCUGCCCUCCCGUCGCCAUUUUUUCGACUCGUACUCGCACUCUUCGGCGGCCGUGGAGAGGGCCGACGCGCGCGAAGAACAUCGAAGUAUUACGGAAACACGAGUCGGAGGAAUAUUAGCCGCGCGCGCGUCACCGCUCCGGUGUCACGUGAUGACAUGCACGCGCACAAGCAGAGCCGCCGUUGUGAAAUCAUCUCCAGUGUGAAGACGACGUGUGGCGGGCCGCCAUUUUUCUCCGCCGCCGCCUCCAAAGUCCGCUCCGACUCGAGACUGGUUUUCGAGUAGGCCUUUCCGCGACGCGUGUGCCGAGGAGCUUCUGCUAAGUCAUUUUCCCAGCGGCGACGUUGAGCCGACAUGAGGAAUUACCAGACGAACAACUGAGGCCACUUCUGCACCACCCCUCCUCCUCCUCCUCUUCUCAGAACCAACACUGACCGGAGGAGAUAAAUUAACCGGACGAGAAUCUUCGGUGUCUUCUCGGAAGGAGGAAGCAAAAGGGGAAGCUUCGUUAAUCAUUUGUUGCUUUGGCGGUUUUGGUUUUGUUUGGUCUUUCUUGAUCGCUUUGACCGAGCCCGCUUUCCAAAGGAACCACAGCAUGAUCCAAAGUUGGCUCGGACCAGCCUGCUUGUGAGCUCGUCAGGUAAUUUGCUGGGGGCGGGCGGGGGGUUCUCUGAAGAUCGAAAACCUCCAACCUGCCCUACGACCCCCGAUCUGCAUUGAUUAGUCGUAUACCGAACCCAUCUGGUUCUCACCUGUGGACUGAAUUUAACUUAUUUUCAAUUCGAGAUGUCCACUGCUCGCUUUGACUCAUCUGAUCGUUCGGCCUGGUAUUUUGGACCCGUGUCCCGCCAAGAGGCACAGAAUCGUUUACAAGGACAAAGACAUGGCAUGUUCCUGGUCCGAGACUCUUCCACCUGCCCCGGGGACUACGUGCUGUCGGUUUCCGAGAACUCCAAAGUGUCUCACUAUAUCAUCAACUCUUUGCCCAGCAAGAGGUUCAAGAUCGGAGACCAAGAGUUUGAGCACCUGGCUGCCCUCUUGGAGUUCUACAAAAUCCACUACCUGGACACGACCACGCUGAUCGAACCAGCUCCCAGGUACCCAAGCACAGUGAGCGCCCCGAUCCAGACCUUGGGCGGCCAAGAAGACAACCUGGAGUAUGUUCGGACUCUGUACGACUUCACCGGCAGCGACGCCGAGGACCUUCCCUUCAAGAAGGGCGAAAUUCUCAUCAUCCUCGAGAAGCCCGAGGAACAGUGGUGGAGCGCCAAGAGCAAAGACGGCCGCGUGGGCAUGAUCCCCGUCCCCUACGUGGAGAAAUUGGUACGACCCGCGCCCCACCCGGGCCAGCCCAACCUGAGUUCGCGCAACUCCAACAGCUACGGCAUCCCCGAGCCCUCGCAUGCCCUCGUCCACGCCUACGCCCAGCCCCAGACGCCGUCGCCGCUCCCCCCGGGCACGCCUGGAGCCGUCAACACGCUGCUGUCGUCCUUGCAGAACGGACCCGUCAUGGCCAAAGCCAUCCAGAAGCGAGUGCCCUGCGCCUACGACAAGACGGCUCUUGCUUUAGAGGUGGGCGACUUAGUCAAGGUGACACGGAUGAACAUCAACGGUCAGUGGGAGGGGGAGGUGAACGGACGCCGGGGUCUCUUCCCAUUCACCCACGUGAAAAUCCUCGACCCCCAGAACCCGGACGAGAGUGACUGACCGACCUAAGUGUCCGCCUCCUUGCCAGGACGUGAGUGCGCGUGCCCCUGUGUGCAUUUCCUGCUAGGGGCUGUCUCGUGAGAAGAUGCCCCGCCCCCUUCCCCUGGGCUCUUUUUCUUCUUCUUCCCCCUCCCACCGCUGUUGCCGACUGCUGCACGGCUUUGACUGUUGAUCCAGCCAAACCUGAACCGCACUCCCCCCUGACCAGAAGUUGUUCAUACACCAGGGUUCCAUCUCAUACAAUGUAUGUUCAGCACAUGAUGUUUUUAGUGUGUGUAUGUUGUGAUUAUUUGUACAAAAAGUGGCAAGGAGGGGGGGGAGCAGUGAAUGAGGCGAUGUCAUAUUUUCUCUCUGCGAGCGUUUAAUUAAGCACACACACGCACGAGCGCCUAAGGAGUCGGUGCGUAUCUGUCGCUAAUCCCGAUCUCCGCCGUCCGUGUCAAUUUGUAUGACUUGUGCCACCUGGGGCAAGAAUUUGUUUCAUUCGCGACGGACAGGAUGUUUGUAGGCGGGGUGUCUUCGCAUAUCUCCGAGCUAACCACGGCAAGCUUCCAACCGUAGCGGUGGCGGGGAACCUCGCGUACCAAACAGCCUGCAAUCAAAUUCUUAGAAUUUUGCUCAUAAUAUUUAAUAAGCAGACAUGGGAUUGUUGCAUUGUUUUUUUUUUGUCGUGAAUCGAAUAUGGCCUUCAGAGGACUAUAAACUAAAAUGGUUCCUCAGCACUCCACUAUAGCAUGUGUGACAUGACGUGGAGGUGCAGGUGAGAAACGCACGCACGCACGUCGGUCAGCCAAUGAGAGCCCAUAAAUGCCUUGUUUCUGACGGAGAAAGAUAAUUCUUGUUUUUAAAGAUGAUGUUACUCUGACAUGUCGAUUUAGGAUUUUAACAAGCUUUUUUUUUUUUCUAUGUUGGGCCUGCGCAGCGCUCGAUCUCUUUAUGCAAGCUGCCUCGUGUCAGUCGUGGAAAUGUCGGUUCUAUUUUAACUGUAGGAGCCCUCACACUCUUGACAUAUCUGCUGUAAAAAUAAUAAUAAUUAUGACCUGCCUCUUUGCUAGUUUUUUUUUUUUGGGUCAGAGGAGUUGCUGUGACUGAUUUGAGCGAUGCUGUUCAACAAAAGGGAAACGGGCCCCUCGGCCAAGGAGACGCUUGUGGCCACAUGCUGCUUGAUGUCGUUCAUUUUUUUCCCCCCUUCAUUCUUAUUUUGUCUUUUCCAACCUCCCGGUCUUCACACUCGAUCCAAUCUACUAAUUAAGCAAUACAUCCCCCUCCGAUUGUCAGUGAACCCUCCCUGAGGUGAACUUGUCGUGCUUCUGAGUUGUUUUUAAUGGCAUUAACAGUAUUAGCGUGUCCCCGGACUCCUUGGAUUUCAAGCCUGUCUUUUACUUAAGGAUUAAGAAUUGUGCCUUUUAUUUUCUUAUACCAUUGACACGUGUUAAUAUUUCCCAUGGUUAACACCCGUGCUGGUAUUGACCCUUUAUGUACAGAACAAGUAAAUAAAUUUACAUCUACUACCGAAA
Syngnathus acus (greater pipefish) is the source of this 3275-nucleotide messenger RNA. RefSeq names its product v-crk avian sarcoma virus CT10 oncogene homolog-like (gene crkl). The transcript has 3 exons. Gene Ontology annotation, biological process: positive regulation of ERK1 and ERK2 cascade. The coding region runs from base 838 to 1758 and encodes 306 amino acids. NCBI's taxonomy places the organism in Eukaryota, Metazoa, Chordata, Actinopteri, Syngnathiformes, Syngnathidae. Gene Ontology annotation, molecular function: protein binding. The record is from RefSeq and is a predicted model, not a curated record.